Molecule: messenger RNA, 7653 nt
Organism: Bactrocera oleae (olive fruit fly)
Lineage: Eukaryota; Metazoa; Arthropoda; Insecta; Diptera; Tephritidae
Gene: zfh1
Product: Zn finger homeodomain 1
Biological process (GO): regulation of DNA-templated transcription
Molecular function (GO): DNA-binding transcription factor activity, RNA polymerase II-specific; DNA binding
Source: RefSeq, a predicted model, not a curated record
GUUCCAAUUUGGCACAGCUCUGCGACACGCAUACUUUCACACACAAGCACCAAACAUGGCAUGCCGUGGUAGCGUCUUCGCCAACGCCGCUGCCAACUGGGACGAAGCCGUUGACGGUAUACGCAAGCCGAUUGCUGACUGCGGCCGCCAGCAGUCACGCAGCACAGCAGAGCAGCAGCAUGCUUGCGGAACAGCCACACAAAAAUCAUCACAAGAUAUUGUAGUAGCGACCAGAACGUCGCGCGUUCAACACACACGUUGUUCCCAAAAAAUAAUUUAAUUCAAAUUCAUUUGAAAGCAAAUUGAAACCUUGGAUUUCACUAUUUACCAGAUAAAGUGUUGAAGAAAUACUAAAAAUGCCGAAUCGGAAAAUAUUGUAUACCAUAUAUAUACGGCUAUAUGAAAAAAUUGUUCAGUAAGAAUAAACAGUGAAUACAGUAAAUAGCAAAGCCAAGGUGUUUAGCGCUGAAAAUUCGCAAGAAACGUUAAAAGGUAAAACUGAAAACGCGUGUUUUAAAACGUUGAAAAAAAAACGUAUGUUUUUCGCGUGUAAAAGCAGAAGUGUCACACUCGUAGCUCCACGAAACAACCGGUUGCUUUGACGCUACUAAAUAACGAAAACAUUGAAGUAAGCUUAUGAAAUUACAAACUGAAAGUGUCAUAAAUAAAUUGUUAAAGUGCAAACAUUUAGCACACAUUGUGCAUUUUUGGUAAGACCCAAUCAGUUAGAGUUACAUACAUGCGUACAUACAUCUAUAAGUGAGCAACAAAACUAGCAGUUUGUAUAUCUGCUUGCCACGCCGCCAUUUUCCAAUGAAAAUCAAGACAUCAACCAACAGAAAACUUCCAAGCGUAAAAGUUAGAAAAUAGAAAUUCUCAUUGGUUGAUUAAAUUAAUAACUAAAUAAAUAUUACUAAGUGCAAUAAUGCUCUAACACGCUCAAUAAUAAAGUGUAAUUGCCGCCGCUCUUGCUAAUAUUACUUAGCAAAGAAUAAGCACAAAAGUCCGCGUGCAAACAAAGAAAUCUCAUUCCAAUGUUGUCUUGUCUGGUGCCGUCGUCAUCACGUUUUGGCCAAGAGGAUAAUAUAAUAAACCAAAGUAUGCCAUCAUCACCAGCGUUCGCCGUGCAAUUUCCCUCAUUGGCAUCCAGUUUACACCAUCCACACCACCAAAACAGUUCUAAGAACAGCAGUAAUACCGAGGAGGAGAACACCUCUAUGCCGGGUCCAAUUUCACCACACACAGAUUUUAUGGUGAAAUGUCCACAAUGUCCAAAACGUCUAGGGUUUCAGUCUCUGAGCGAACACAUCGCCAGCGAACAUCCACAUGAGACACCUCAUACAGAAAAUGUUCCAUCCAGUCUUGCCUACCAACACCGCAACCACCACCUUCAGCUACACAACCACCAACAACACCUUCACCAACUCCAACAAUCCUACGCACAAGAUAGCAUCGUCGAUAUUGACGACGAUAACGAGGAUAACGACGACAACAGCAGUAACAGUAAUAGCAAUAGCAGCAAUAUAAAGUUUACAAACUCACCAAACCAAUAUAGUAAUAACAACAACGAUAGCAAUAUUAAAAACAAUAACAAUAGUAUUACAAAUAUCGAAUACGAGCGUCAUUCACCUGCAACACCGGGCGCUACCAAUCACAACACCACUAACACCGCGCUCAACAGUUCUCACUCACCUAAUACCAAGCCAAGUAAACAACAACAGCAAUCGAAGAUGAUACCAAAUGUGACGCCCACCGUCUCGCCCACACCACCGAACGAUCUCAGCGCUGCCUCGUCGCCAUUUGCCGCAGCUGCGGCCGCGGCAGCAGCAGCAGCAGCCGCUGCACAACACCAACUACCGCCUUUACCGCCACAUCUAACACAUCCACAUGGCCUGCAUCCUCAUCUGCCGGCUGCGGCGCAACUAAUGGCCGCCAUGGCUGCUAUGCAAGCUCAGCACCAGAAUGGUGCGAACAACGGCAUGCAUAAUGGCAGUAUAGGAGUCGGCGGAGUUGGCGUCGGUGUAGCAUCGGCAUUGACAUCCAACCCAUCGGCGCGCACCUCACCCACCAGUCAGUUGCUGGCCUUGGCCAACAACGGACAUCAUUCACAUACGGCGGCGCAUGCGCUGGCGGGCAGCCACAACGGCGUUGGUGGGGGUAGCGUCUAUGACAUGGACGCGGCGCGCUCAACCUCAAGUCCCGGCUCGAUUGGCGGUAGCGAAAUGGGCGCAUACCACUGCGUACAAUGCCCGGCGACAUUCCAGACGCGCGAACAGCUGGAGAAGCACGAGGUGCUGCAUUCGCCCAGUGCGCAGACGCAAACGUCAAACCAAAGCUGCAAGAUAUGCCACAAAGCCUUCGCCAAUGUGUAUCGCCUACAGCGUCACAUGAUCAGCCAUGAUGAGUCCGCACUGCUGCGUAAAUUCAAGUGCAAUCAGUGCGAUAAGGCCUUCAAAUUCAAGCAUCACCUAAAGGAGCAUGUGCGCAUCCAUUCGGGUGAGAAGCCGUUCGGUUGCGACAAUUGUGGCAAGAGAUUCUCACAUUCCGGUUCCUACUCCUCACACAUGACCUCAAAGAAAUGCAUCAGUAUGGGCAUGAAAUUGAACCCGAAUCGCGCUAUGUUAAAAGCGCUAGAAAAGAAUACGCCAGGUCAAAACGCUAAGCGCUUCAAUGCGAAUAAUGGCAGCGCUCUAAAUACAAGUGGACCCACAGAGUCAACCUUAAAUGUGGAUGCAGCGUUGCCGACUGGUUUGCCAGCACAUAUGAACUACUAUGCCAUGGAUGCAAGCGACGCGAUCGUGAAUGGCAGCACACCGCCAUUAUAUCAGCAUUUACUGCAUAAAUAUGACGAUUAUAACAUGAAUGCUAUGAAUGCCGCGCUUUUAGCCACAUUCCCGAACCCGUUUUACAGCUUGGGCCUUAAUCCACGCUUAUCCCCAUACAACAUACAACGUCUGCUGGAACUGACGGCAGUGGGACAGCAGCAGCAGCAGCAGCAUGAGCAACAACAGCAAGAGAUGCAACAACGCGAGGAAGAGAGUCUCAGUGAACGUGAAAUACAGCAGCCUCAACUAGAAGAACACACAGCGCGCAUUGAUGAAUCGAUUGAUGAGACAAACGAUGAGGAGAUACCGGAUGAGCCCAAAUUAGUGAUGGAUCUAGGCGAGAGCGAUGCUAAAGAGGGAGAAGAUGAUAAUGAAGAGGAAGUUGAGUCGGAAAAAGUCGCAUCCGAGACGGCGGAUCAUUCCAAUCUUGUUGAUGAAGAGAAGAUUGAAAAUGGAGAAAUUGAAGCGCGACAUGAUGAGACGAAUGGAUCGCCCUUUUUGGAGGGAAACCGCCAAAAUACUCCCAGGUUAGAGAGUAAUGAAGCUGCAGAAACCAUCGAGAAAGACAUAGUACCGCAAAUCAAAUUGGAGUCGAAUCGUUUCGCCACACCAGUGGAUGAGGAUCGAUCUGAACAAGUUGAGAGUGCGGAAAAUAUGCCUGUUAUCAAACAGGAAUUAAACAGCACGGCCGAAAUGGAGGAAUCUCGACCAAUGGAAACCUCCACGCCCACCAGCAAAGUACCAUAUGAGCCACAAAAUGACUCCAGUACAUGCAAUGCAUCUGAGCUACGUUGUAGCCGUUGCGACACUCAAUUCAAUCACCAAACUGAACUGGUACAACACGAAAAGGUGCUCUGCGGUUACAUCAAGCAGGAGCUGCAACAUACCUUCCAAGAGCAACACACUCAGCAACAGCAUCAAGAGCAUGAAGAGGAACCGCAGCAAGAGCAAUCUCUAGUGCGACCGCAACACAGUAUGGAUGACUCUGCCGAACAGUCUGGCAUCUCAACGACUUCCCUAUUGCAUUCCAGCGAUGUUGAAGACUACCAGGACGAGCGUGAUUCCAACUCACGCAACGAUUGCAACAGCGAAGGCAGCGAGCGCAAGGUACGCGUACGCACGGCCAUUACCGAGGAACAACAACAACAGCUAAAACAGCACUACGCAAUUAAUGCGCGUCCCAGCCGCGAAGAAUUCCGCAUGAUUGCCGCACGUUUGCAAUUGGACGCACGCGUUGUGCAAGUAUGGUUUCAAAACAAUCGUUCGCGCGAACGUAAAAUGCAAAACUAUCAGCAAACGAAUGGGAAACUACCUUUUGCUUUGCCCGUAGCCGAAGCAAGCGUCGCUUCUACCGCCGUGUUGGAGCGCACCGCAUUGUCAGCGGGUUUACGCACGGGCGAAGAACAACCGUUGGAUCUGUCGUUGAAGCGCGAUUGGCCUAUAACAGUGAAGCGCAAUGGCAUGCAACAACAACAUUCGCCGUUAUACGGUAUUGCGCCAAUGCAAAGCGUCGGCAGCAGUGAUCUCACUGAAGCUAUUAACUUGAGUCGUAAAAUGUCUGCAUCGAUGUCACCGCCCUCAUCGCUUUCGCCAUCGUCCGCCGCAUCCGUACCUCAGUCGCUCAAACAGCAGGCGGCUGUUUAUUUCGGCGCACCAUCUGGGAGUCAUCAUUUCCAACGACAGACGCCCUCUCCGAAUGAAGCGCCACCGCUAACCCAACAGCAACCAAUUGCACCGCGCAACGGUAGCAACAACAAUAAUAACAGUUUCUCAGCUUCACUGGCCGGCCACCUGCCACCAUAUAUACUGCCCGCCGGUGCGCAGCGAAGUCUGAUGCCGAUGGACGCGAUUUUCCGCAUGACACCCGGCGACUAUGCUUGCAAUCCGCUGAUCAACAGUAUUAAAUUCCCCGACUAUCGUGGUACCAGCCUCAGCCCAGGCGGUUCAGAGAAGCGGUCUUGGCGCGAUGAUGACUCGCGUAUCUCGCAUGAUGACGACUAUAUUGGUAAUGGUUUACUGCCUAAACCGAAGCGUCCCAAAGCGGAAACACACGGGCAUGCAGGUGAUCCGGAUUUGCCAUUUGUGUGCGAUCAAUGCGACAAAGCGUUCGCAAAGCAGAGCUCGCUGGCGAGACACAAGUACGAGCAUUCCGGUCAACGCCCCUACCAGUGUAUAGACUGUCCGAAAGCCUUCAAGCAUAAACAUCAUCUUACCGAACACAAACGGUUGCAUAGUGGUGAAAAGCCAUUCCAGUGCAGCAAGUGCUUCAAACGCUUCUCACAUUCCGGAUCCUAUAGUCAGCACAUGAAUCACCGUUAUUCGUACUGUAAACCAUACAGGGAAUAGGUAAACGACAACUCAGUGCAAUCAACAUCCGCCUCCACAAGAUCGACAACAACAAGAACCACAUCGAAUAACAGUAAAUCAGCGCAUAGACGCAAUUCAGCGGCCGCUUCACGCAAUAUGCUGAAUAUCGCAGAGUUUCGCAAAAAAUUUGGCAAUCAUGCUAAUGGCGCACUCUAUCACCACCACUUACAACAACAACAAACGGCAGCGGCAAUGGCGUCUGCGGCGUUUCAACAGCGCCAACAACAACAGCAGCACAAUCAGCGCCAGCAGCAACAUAAUGAAUUGCAACAACGUUUGCAAGCGCAACGUUUGCUACCACCGCCACCACCACCGCCGCCACAUAUGGUUUGGCCACCGUUGAACGGUGCUGGUAUGGGUGGUAUGCUGCCGCCGCCUGUUAAUCAGCAGUUGCAGCAACAACAGCAUCGUGCACAAGCUUCUCCUUUGCCGCCACCGCCUCUGUUGCACGGCACACACGAUAUGCCGCAUCUUAGCGUGAGCGAGUCGCCACUAUACCAUCAACAGCCUAACCAAAUUGUCGACCAAGCGCUGCUGACAACAACACGUUUCGCCGCAGCACCCAUGCAAACGAUGCCGCCCACAAAUACACAUCAGCAACGUCGGCAAUACUUCGAUUUCUUCAAUAAUAAAAUGGGUUUGCUGAAUUGAUGGUCAAUGUAGCUAAAUAGAUAUGACAGUAAAUUGUAAGCCAGUUGCCAAAUCGUUGCAAAUCGCCUAUACUGUUAGUGCAUGCUAAUUUAAUCAAUUCACAGCUGAAUAAUACGUAUACGUAUUCAGCGCUCGAUUUAAAAAGGCCAACAGCUGUAGCAAGUGAACUAAUCAACCGCACAUUUACAAAAUGUGUACACCAGUCAAAUUGAAAUUUAUAAGACGUAAAUGGAAUUCCGCACUUAAGCUCGUACUUAAGCUAUAACUAUAUUAAUAUUCGUAUUUAGCUGAAUAAGCUCCAAAGCACAUUCGAAAACCAAAUGCUCAUUACAAUGUCGUUAGUGUAGUGGUGAAAUCAGAUAUUAAGAAAAAAAGUUUUUUUUUUUAAAUUCAUUCUACGCUUUCAAUUAAAAAUUCAAAGUGGAAAAGUUAUUUUGAAUAUUUAAUUUAUUUUUGUGCAGGCACAGAAGCGCAUAACAAAAGUAUAAUGUUGAUAUGUAAUUGAAAGCGUUUUUUGUAUGUGCCACGACUUGUUAGUUUUAAAAAUUAUUUGUUUUUCAGAAAACAGCCGGUAAUAAUUUAGAAUUUGUAAAUUCUUACAUUUAAACAAACUUGUUAAAUCUCUUUUUGUUUUCAUAAAAUGAGUAACCUUUCGUUUUAACGAAUUUAUAAUUAUUACUUUUUCGUAUACAUAAGUUUGUAAUUUUCGAAUAAUUUCUUACAUUCACAAGCAAUCGCUGGCCAGUACCAAGCAAAUACUCUCUUGAAAUUGAUGUUUACUUUAGUUUUUAAUUAUGUUUAUUUGUGAGUUUUUAAGUAUAAUUUAGUCGAAGGAAGCAAGUAUUUCUUAUUUUAGUAUCGAAUAUUUUGAUUUUUUUUUAAUUUUUUAUUUUUUUGUUUUUUUUUUUGUUUUUAAAAAUAUUUACACACAAUUUUUAAGUUUUACGUUUAACGUUACUGCAAUUUUUCUUUUUUUGUUUGUUUUAACUGUAAAGUGUCAGCUGGUGGGCUAGGCACUUAAAUUUAUAUUAUAUUAAAAUAUAUCUACUGAAAAAUAAUCAUCACUUUAUUUUUCGAUUUCACAAACUUAAAAGAGAAAUUCAAAAACAUAUUUUUAAUUUUUUUUUUACUAUAUUUUAAUUGUUUUUGUUUUUCAUUAUAGUAUUUUAGAAGAUUUUAUUAACUAACGUAGAACUUAAACAAUUUAACUGCGUAAAAUAUAAAAAAAAGAUCCGUAAUUUCACACCUUCUACUUGAGUAUUUAUCCAAACAAUAGUUUUCGAAAGAAUCUGUAAAGCAGCAAAAUAGUAUUCAAACACUGUAUUUUUUAAAACCACACAAACUGUAUUAGACCAAUAUGCAAUAGUAUAUUUUAAAGCAAUAUAACAAUAUUUAUGCACCACAUACACACAAACAUACCGUCUUCAAAAUGACAUGCCAUUUACAGUUAAAAUUCUGUUGUUCUUUUUAAGAAAAGAAUACGCUUUACAGCUUAACAUAUUUGUUUUACUUAAACCUCAAGCCGCCUACUUUAUAACCCUUCAAUCUCGAGUCAAUUGAGUUUGGAAGAAUUCAAACGCAAGAAGAAAGUCACUACGACGAGCAUUCCACAAGCGAAUCUGGUGUAUAAAGUGAAGGCCAGUCGUUAUACACAUGCCACGCCCAUUAGGGAAAUUUAUUAUGAAACGAGAAUGCAUGCGGCACUUGGUUAAGUGUAAAUUUUGUCAUAAGGACAUGAAAACUUAGUAUGCCAGCACUUAAAAUAAUAACAAAAAAGAUUAAGAAAAAUUAAUUGAAAAUUAUGAAAAAA